GAAAUCUUGACGUGGGGAGCUGAUAGUCGGAGUUCUAGGGACUCAGCUGCUUUUCUCAGGCUAAUCUUAACAAGACGCGUUAAGCCUGCUGGGGAGCGGGGAGACUUAGAAGAGCAGGACCGUGGGGGCAGGGAGAAAGGGAGUGGCCGCGUUCCCGCGGUCUGCUGGGAUUCGGCGGGUCGAGGAUGAAGGAGAUGGGGCUGGAGUAGACGGAGUGGCAGGGCGGUGCACGGUCGCAGUCUGCCGCCACUUGGGUGCGGAAUCCGAGCUGGACUUGCAAAGCACCCCCUCCCCCUCCGCUUCUCCCUCCCUCUCCUUAGAGCAUCAGCAGCGGCGGCGGCGGCGACAGUCGCAGAAAACCGAGACCCGUGGAGCGCCUGGAGGCAAGUGGAGGAGCUGGGAUAUGGGGUGUCAUCGGGGGCGGCAGGGCCCGGAGCCCUUGAGAACGCCUGGGAAGGGAGCGGCCUCGGGCGUUUGUAGCGCGUGAGCCGUGAAGAGCCGCGAGGGCGGAGGCGGGGCCCGGCGAGGAGCAGGCUCACCAAGCUGCUGCCUCCCGCCCAGCCCCGGCUGCCUCCGCCAGGGCCGGCGGCUAUGGAGCAGGCGGGCACCAGACCUGGGGCGACAGAGCAUCCGCGACCCCGGCGGCCCUUGCCCUGGCUGCUGUAUCUGUCUUUCCGGCUGCUGCUGGUGCUGCUGCCAGGCCCAGCGGCCUCCCAGCUACGAUACUCGGUGCCGGAGGAGCAGAGACCGGGCGCGCUGGUGGGCAACGUGGCCAGAGCCUUGGGGCUGGAACUGCGGCGCUUGGGACCCGGCUGCCUGCGCAUCAACCAUCUGGGUGCACCCAGCCCGCGCUACCUGGAGCUGGACUUGACGAACGGAGCGCUCUUCGUCAACGAGCGCAUCGAUCGCGAGGCACUGUGCGAGCAGCGGCCUCGUUGCCUGCUCAGCUUGGAAGUGCUGGCGCACAACCCGGUGGCAGUGAGCGCGAUCCAGGUGGAGAUAUUGGACAUCAAUGAUAACUCGCCGCGCUUUCCGCGGCCGGACUACCAGCUUCAGGUAAGCGAAUCCGUGGCACCUGGAGCGCGGUUUCACAUAGAGAGCGCACAGGACCCCGACGUCGGCGCCAACUCAGUGCAGACCUACGAGCUCAGCCCCAGCGAGCACUUUGAGCUGGACCUUAAACCCCUGCAGGAGAAUAGCAAGGUGCUGGAGCUCGUGCUGCGGAAGGGCCUAGACCGCGAGCAGACCGCCUUGCACCACUUGGUUCUCACUGCGGUGGACGGGGGCAUUCCAGCUCGCUCAGGCACGGCUCAGAUCACCGUUCGAGUCCUGGACACUAAUGACAAUUCUCCUGCCUUUGACCAAUCCACUUACCGCGUUCAACUGCGGGAGGACGCUCCCCCAGGCACGUUGGUAGUGAAGUUGAAUGCUUCGGACCCGGAUGAGGGUUCGAAUGGUGAACUCAGGUACUCCCUGAGCAGCUACACAUCAGACAGGGAGAGACAACUCUUCAGCAUCGAUGCCACUACAGGGGAAGUGAGAGUAAGUGGAACUCUGGAUUAUGAGGAGUCUUCCUCCUACCAGAUCUACGUGCAAGCGACUGACCGGGGACCAGUGCCCAUGGCGGGUCACUGCAAGGUGUUGGUGGACAUUAUGGAUGUUAAUGAUAAUGCUCCAGAGGUGGUGCUCACAGACUUAUACAGCCCAGUGCCUGAGGAUGUUGCUCUCAACACUGUUGUGGCCCUUCUCAGUGUGAAUGACCAAGAUUCAGGCUCCAACCGGAAAGUGAGUCUGGGUCUGGAGGCUUCCCUGCCUUUCCGGCUGAAUGGCUUUGGAAACUCCUAUACACUAGUGGUGAGUGGCCCACUGGAUCGGGAGCGGGUAGCUGCCUACAACAUCACAGUGACAGCCACUGACGGGGGAAUACCACCACUCACAUCUCAAAGGACACUGCAGGUUGAGGUCUCUGACAUCAACGACAACCCCCCAAGCUUCCUGAAGGACUCCUAUUCCGUCUACAUCCAGGAAAACAAUCUGCCGGGUGUGUUGCUUUGCACAGUGCAAGCCACAGACCCAGAUCAAAAGGAGAAUGCAGAGGUGACUUACUCACUCCUAGACAGGGAGAUUCAAGGGCUGCCGGUCACCUCCUACGUCUCCAUUAACAGUGCCAGUGGUAGCCUUUAUGCUCUCAAUUCCUUUGACUAUGAGAAAUUUCGAGAGUUUUUUGUGACUGUGGAGGCCCAGGACAAGGGGAGGCCACCACUGAGCAGCACUGUGACCAAUGUGUAUGUGGUGGACAUGAAUGACCACGCCCCUCAUAUUCUAUACCCUACCUCAACUAAUUCAUCAGCAGCCAUUGAGAUGGUGCCUCGGACCGCCCCUGCUGGCUACCUGGUCACCAAAGUCAUAGCCAUGGAUUCAGACUCCGGGCAGAAUGCUUGGCUCUUUUACCAUUUAGUCCCAACUUCUGACUCGGACCUCUUUAAAGUAGAGCUUCACACAGGAGAGAUCAGGAUUACCAGAAAGAUUGGAGAUGAGAGUGGUACCACUUUCAACCUGACUGUGGUGGUGCGUGACAAUGGGGAGCCACCUCUAUCAGCCACUGUGGCCAUCACAGUAGCUGUGGUGGACAGGGUUUCUAAAAUGCUCCCCGACACUCAGAGACAUACAAAGAGUGCUCGGACAUACUCUGAAAUCACACUUUACCUGAUAAUCGCAUUAAGCACAGUGUCUUUUAUAUUUCUCUUGACAAUCAUCAUUUUGAGCAUCAUCAAGUGCUACCGCUACACUGCUUACGGCACAGCAUGCUGUGGAGGCUUCUGUGGAGUGAGGGAGCGGAGCCCUGCGGAACUGUACAAACAGGCCAAUAACAAUAUUGAUGCCAGGUUACCGCAUGGCCUCAAAGUACAGCCUCACUUCAUUGAGGUUCGAGGCAAUGGCUCCCUCACCAAGACCUACUGCUACAAGGCCUGCCUGACAGCAGGUUCAGGGAGUGACACUUUCAUGUUUUACAACACAGGGGCCCAGACAGGGCCAGGGCCAGGCCAGGGAGCCCAAGCCUCGGUGACUGACAACAGGCAUCUCACCGGCCAAAGUGGGCAGAGUGCCGGGAACCUGAUUAUCCUAAAAAAUGAGGCUGUCACUCAAAAUGAGGUGAGAUAG
Peromyscus leucopus (white-footed mouse) is the source of this 3162-nucleotide messenger RNA. RefSeq names its product protocadherin alpha-C2. Gene Ontology annotation, molecular function: calcium ion binding. The record is from RefSeq and is a predicted model, not a curated record. Gene Ontology annotation, biological process: homophilic cell-cell adhesion. NCBI's taxonomy places the organism in Eukaryota, Metazoa, Chordata, Mammalia, Rodentia, Cricetidae. Gene Ontology annotation, cellular component: plasma membrane.